CGGAUAAUUAGAAAUUUGUCAAAAUGGCGUCAGUUGAAGGAGGAGGAGAAAUGGAAGUGACUACAAACGAGGCCAAGAGACUCUCCUAUCUUUACCCUCAAGUAGACGAGAAGGAGACGUAUCUCCCUCGUCAGUGGAGCUCGAAAGAUAAGUAUUCCUAUAUCGGCCUUUCACAGAAUAACCUCAGAGUUCAUUAUAAAGGCAGUGGUAAGAAUCAUAAAGACGCUGCGGCAGUCCGAUCCAAUCAUCCCAUACCAACUGGCUGUGGUGUGUAUUAUUAUGAAGUGAAAGUCAUCAGUAAAGGAAAGGACGGACACAUCGGCAUUGGUAUGUCAGCAUCUGGUGUGAGCUUAAACAAAUUACCAGGUUGGGAGAAAAGCUCGUAUGGUUACCAUGCCGAUGAUGGGUGUGUCUUCAGUUCAUCAGGUACGGGUCAGCAGUUUGGCCCCACCUUCACAACUGGCGACGUGGUUGGGUGCGGCUUUAAUCUCGUUGAUCGAUCUAUAUUCUUUACAAAAAAUGGCAUCAAAUUAGGUACUGCUGUUUCGGAUGUUCCAGCUAAUCUUCAGCUUUAUCCUACAGUUGGGCUUCAGACCCCUGGAGAGAUUGUGGAGGGGAAUUUCGGAGAAGAUCAAUUUGCUUUUAAUUUUGAAGCACUGCUAACUGAGAUGAAGUAUAAAACAAGACUCCAAAUUCAGGAGCUUCCAGUAGCCGAGGGUGAAGGAGUGUGGCAGGCCAACCUCCACAAGCUUGUUCUUGGCUAUUUGGUUCAUCAUGGUUAUACAUCAACUGCUGUAGCAUUAGCUGCCGAUACUGGACAGCAACUGGAGGAGAGUCAAGAAUCCAUGACCAACAGACAAAAAAUACAAUCACUGAUGAUGUGUGGGCGUGUCAGUCAAGCCGUUUCCAUGGUGAACAGGCUCCACCCAGGACUAUUUGACUCUGACCAGGAGUUAUUGUUUCGUGUCUUGUGUCAUCAGUUCAUAGAAACCAUUGCUGGGUAUGACACCCUUCCAGGGAGAGGAGCAGAAGAAGGUAGAGAGAAUGGUGAAGUUGAAGACGAGAGCAUGGAAACAGAGUCAAACGAUGUGGUUACUCCUAUUAAUCUUGACAAGGAUCCAGGAGCGGUGGAGCAGCUCCUACUGUUUGGUAGAGAGCUGCAAAGCUUGUAUAACCAGAUAAGCAAGAAGAGCCAUCAGUCGGGGAGUCAUCAGUUACAGACAUUAUUACAGGAUGUAUUCUCAUUACUAGCUUAUGCUGACCCUCACUCUAGUCCUGUUGCUUAUUUAUUGGAGCCAUCACAAAGAGAGCCAGUUACUGCUGCACUUAAUUCAGCCAUUCUUAAGAAUAACAAGCCUCCUUUGGAGUUUGCACUAGGCCAGGCUUCACAAUGUCUUAAACUCAUGACUGAGAAUGGACUGGGAGCAGCCGCUUUUGCCACCAUAGAAGAACUAUUGAAACCAACCACUCCGCAUAAUCAAACUGUAUAAUCGAUUCCAAAGCAUUCAUAAUUACACUGGGCAUCCCCAUCAAAUUUUAACAGAUAAUAAUGUAUUAUUAUUAUAAUUAAGAGAUUUUAACAGAAUAAUUGUUACU
Molecule: messenger RNA, 1596 nt
Organism: Amphimedon queenslandica
Lineage: Eukaryota; Metazoa; Porifera; Demospongiae; Haplosclerida; Niphatidae
Product: ran-binding protein 10-like
Exons: 11
Coding region: 24-1490 (488 amino acids)
Molecular function (GO): protein binding
Source: RefSeq, a predicted model, not a curated record